GCACAUGACCGGGACACAAGGAAGUGUUGUGUCAAACAGAAACAGGGGCGAGUCUGUCUUGUUUUUUCCUCCCGAGAGGACUCGGUAACAACAUUUCACGCUCUUAUAAAGCACAGAGCUGAAGGAAGACACGGGCGGCUUCACUAGUUUGUUAUUCAUUUAUGAAAAUGGGUUCAAAUCGCUCUUUUCCGCUGGUCUUAUUGAAUUGUCUGCUAAUCUGCGUCACUCUGUGGAGCAACCUGAGCAGCGGCGUGUUUGCUAAAUCAUCCCGGAGACCGAACAUUGUUUUGAUCCUCACCGACGACUUGGACAUCGCUAUCGGGGGUCUGAGUCCACUCACCAAGACGAAAAAACUAAUUGGUGAUGCAGGGAUAGCAUUCACAAACGCAUUUGUCGCCAGCCCGCUGUGCUGCCCGAGUCGAGCCAGCAUCCUGACAGGGAAAUACCCCCACAACCACCACGUCAUCAACAACACCUUAGAGGGAAACUGCAGCAGCAAGGUCUGGCAGAAGAGCGAGGAAGCACAGACCUUCCCUGCACUGCUGAAGACGUACGCCGGCUACCAGACCUUCUUCGCUGGGAAAUACCUUAACCAGUACGGGCACCCAGAGGCUGGUGGAGUGGCGCACGUUCCUCCAGGCUGGAACUACUGGGUCGGACUGGAGAAGAACUCUAAAUACUACAACUACACUCUGUCAGUGAAUGGAAAGCCUGAGGAACACGGAGCAGACUACAGCAAAGACUACCUGACAGACGUUCUGGCCAACAGGUCUCUGGACUUCCUCCAGUAUAAAUCCAACUACCAGCCGUUCUUCAUGAUGGUGUCCAUUCCGGCCCCCCACUCCCCUUGGACAGCGGCUCCUCAGUACCAGAACAGCUUCAACGACACCAAGGCUCCCAGAGACCCCAACUUCAACGUCCACGGCAAGGACAAACACUGGUUGAUCAGACAGGCUAAAACCCCCAUGUCCAACUCUUCUGUUCAGUUUCUGGAUGAUGCUUUCAGGAAACGGUGGCGAACGUUGCUGUCAGUGGACGACCUGGUGGAGAAAAUAGUGAAGAGGUUGGAGGUCAGCGUUGAACUGGACAAUACGUACAUCUUCUUUACCUCUGACAACGGCUACCACACAGGUCAGUUCUCUCUUCCUCUGGAUAAGAGGCAGCUCUACGAGUUUGACAUCAGAGUUCCUCUCAUGGUCAGAGGACCAAACAUCAAGCCCAACCAGACCAGCCAGAUGCUGGUGUCCAACGUCGACCUCGGUCCGACCAUCCUGGACAUCGCCGGCUACAACGUCAACAAGACGCAGAUGGACGGCAUGUCCUUCCUGCCCGUUAUGGAGGGGAAGAUGAACAGCAGCAGCUGGAGAACUGACAUCCUGGUGGAGUAUGAAGGAGAGGGAAGCAACGUGACGGACCCGGCCUGCCCUCUGCUGGGACCAGGAGUGUCGGAGUGUUUCCCAGACUGUGUGUGUGAGGACUCGUACAACAACACCUACGCGUGUGUGCGCACAGUCGCCCCGUCUGCCAACCUGCAGUACUGCGAGUUCGACGAUAAUGAGGUGUUUGUAGAAGUCUACAACGUGACAGCAGACCCCUACCAGCUGACCAACAUCGCAAAGACCAUCGACCAGGAAGUCCUGGAGAAGAUGAACCACCGGUUGAUGAUGCUGCAGUCCUGCUCUGGACAGUCGUGUCGGACACCUGGCGUGUACGAUCCCAGGUAUAAAUUUGACCCACGACAGAUGUUUACGAGCCACAGCUGGCGGCUCAGCAGACUCCGACAGUAGAUGAAGUAAGAAGGACGGCGGGAGAAGACUGAGGAAGAGAAGGGCUGUAUUGUAUUUUAAUAUAUUCAGCCUUUCCUGCUAUUGUAGCCUUGUUUUCAGGCCUCCUGAGCCAGUCUCUUUGUAGAUGGAUGGAGAAGGGAUCGGGGGGGGGGGUUGCCAUAGAGACGGAGGCCUCUCUGGGUGCAGAACCCACCUUUUAAGCUUCCAGAUUGGGCUGCCGUUUAGUGAGUUUGUCAGUAGGUGUGCAGGGAAAUUAUUCAGGAUGGAUUUACACUCGCAAGCCAUUAAUUCCUGUUUUCUUGUAAGCAAUAUUCUGACUGCUCAGUCAGUCUAUCAAUUUAAAAUUCUGCAAACAAAUAUUUGACCCAGUUGUUAUAAAUCCAAGUCUGUUUUUUUUCUCUCUGUUGAGAAAAUCACAUCACUGAUCCAAAACAGUGGCCAGGUCACACAAGCGUUUUUAUUUUUUUUUUUAUUUACUCGUCUGAAUACUGUACAGGUUGCCUGCUGGUGCGUUCGGAUGGUCCUCAAGAAUUUGUCAGAAGGUGGAAAAUUUCAAUCUUCAUUUCAGAGAAAGUGAUUAAUCUGAGCAACUUCCAUGAUAUGCCAGUGUAUAACCUUUUUAUUUUUUUUUUGUUAUUAACACAUUUACUGUGACACGCUGGACAGAAGAAACUUUGUAGAGAUUAUUUCCAUUAUUGAUCAAGCAGUUAACUAUUUCUUCUAUUGAUCAUUAAGCAUAGACAAAUCAAAUACAUGUCCAUCAAAAGUUCACAUUUAUUUUUUAACAGUGAAAGAAAAUCAUUGGUAAAUGUAGAAAAACAGAUGUGAGAAUCGUUUUGUUUUGGGCAUUUUUACUAAACAAAUCAAAAUUAGCAUAUACAUUUGACGUUGAUUAUCCCUCGACUGUGUAGCUAUGGCCUAAUCAUAGCCUGCAUAUAAAAAGUCUCCACCGCCUA
Molecule: messenger RNA, 2743 nt
Organism: Sander lucioperca (pikeperch)
Lineage: Eukaryota; Metazoa; Chordata; Actinopteri; Perciformes; Percidae
Gene: gnsa
Product: glucosamine (N-acetyl)-6-sulfatase a
Exons: 14
Coding region: 162-1787 (541 amino acids)
Biological process (GO): glycosaminoglycan metabolic process
Molecular function (GO): glycosaminoglycan binding; N-acetylglucosamine-6-sulfatase activity
Source: RefSeq, a predicted model, not a curated record